CUCGAGUAUACAUUAAAUGUGAACACUCAAAGUACCAAACGCAAAUCAGAGUCUAUCACCCUAUCUUUGUUCUCCGGCAGUGACCAGCCGUCAAAUGUGGUUACAUCAUUGUUUUGACGCCUACUAACCGCCGCCGUCACCCUUCUUCUGCCCAUCUUCCCAUCUAACCGAUCAUGACUUCAGGUCUUCAGCUUUAAUUUAUUUCUAAACAAACCUGAGUCAGCAAACCUUAGCUUACCUCACUCCGGCUGACCAUUUCUGAUCUAAAUAUAUAUAUAUAUAUAUAUAUAUAUAUAUAUAUUAUAUAUAUACCCUUUGAAGCCUAGCUACUCACCCUUUCUUUUUCCCAUUCACAUUCAAUCUGCCAUUUUUUCGUUACAAAAUGGACCACCGUAGUGGGUUUUCUUCCGGCGGUGGCAAGAAUUCCGACGAGGAGAAUAAUACUGAUAAUCAUAGUAUUAAAGACAGGAAGAAAGAGGUGAAAAAGAGAGUGGCGAUAAGGAAGCUAUUCUCGUUUGCGGAUGGUUGGGACUAUGUUUUGAUGUUUGUUGGAUUUGUGGGUGCUUGUGUUCAUGGGGCUUCUGUUCCUGUCUUCUUCAUCUUCUUUGGCAAAAUUAUUGAUAUUAUUGGAGAGGCUGUGCUUUUUCCUGCUGAAGCGUCGCCUAAAGUUGCCAAGUACUCCUUGGAUUUUGUUUACUUAAGCGUGGCCAUACUUUUUGCCUCAUGGACAGAGGUGGCAUGUUGGAUGCACACCGGAGAAAGGCAAGCGGCAAAGAUGAGAAUGGCAUAUUUGAGGAGUAUGCUGAAUCACGAAGUUAGUUUUUUUGAUACUGAAGCUUCCACCGGGGAAGUCAUUUCUGCAAUUACCAGUGAUGUUAUUGUCGUUCAAGAUGCCAUCUCUCAAAAGGUGGGGAAUUUCAUACACUACAUCAGCAGAUUCUUGGCAGGGUUCACUAUAGGGUUCAUAAGGUUGUGGCAAAUCAGCCUGGUCACCCUCUCCAUUGUCCCGCUCAUAGCCCUCGCCGGCGGUGUCUACGCCUUCGUUGUCACCGGCCUAAUCGCCAGAGUUCGCAAGUCUUAUGUCAAAGCUGGUGAAAUCGCCCAAGAGGUGGUUGGUAAUGUCAGAACAGUGCAAGCGUUUACAGGAGAAGAGAAGGCAGUGAAGUCAUACACAGAUGCGUUAAUCGGCACUUACAAGUAUGGAAAGAAGGCAGGGCUAGCCAAAGGGCUUGGACUCGGCACCUUACAUUGUGUCCUUUUCCUUUCUUGGUCAUUGCUUGUUUGGUUCACUAGCAUAGUUGUCCACAAAAACAUCGGGAAUGGAGGAAAUGCUUUUACCACCAUGCUUAACGUUGUCAUCGCUGGCCUGUCACUGGGGCAGGCAGCACCGGAUGUUACAGCUUUUAUCCGUGCCAAGGCAGCUGCUUAUCCUAUUUUUGAGAUGAUCGAGAAAAAUGUGGCCAACAAAACUGGCUCAAAGAGUGGGAGGAAACUGAACAAAUUAGAUGGACACAUCCAAUUCAAGGAUGUCUCUUUCAGCUACCCAUCACGUCCUGAUCUUUUGAUCUUUAACAAGUUGUGUCUUGAUACCCCCCCUGGCAAGAUUGUAGCUUUUGUAGGAGGAAGUGGAUCAGGGAAGAGCACAGUUGUGUCUUUGAUUGAACGCUUUUAUGAGCCCAGUUCAGGUCAGAUAUUAUUGGACGGAACUGACAGUAGAGAGCUUGAUCUCAAGUGGCUCAGACAGCAAAUUGGGUUGGUUAAUCAAGAACCUGCCCUUUUUGCCACAACCAUAAAGGAAAACAUUCUUUAUGGAAAAGAGGAUGCUACCCUUGAAGAUAUUGUUCAAGCUGCAAAACUCUCAGGGGCAAUCUCCUUCAUCAACAACCUACCUGAUAGAUUUGAAACUCAGGUGGGUGAGAGAGGAGUACAAUUAUCGGGUGGACAGAAGCAGAGAAUUGCAAUUUCUCGUGCAAUUGUGAAGAAUCCUGCGAUACUUUUGUUAGAUGAAGCUACAAGUGCACUUGAUGCGGAAUCAGAGAAGAAUGUGCAGGAGGCUCUUGAUCGUGUGAUGGUCGGACGGACAACUAUAAUGGUUGCUCAUCGUCUCUCCACCAUUAGAAAUGCUGACACCAUAGCUGUUCUCCAAAGUGGAAAAGUAUUAGAAAGUGGAAGCCAUGAGGAGCUCAUUUUGAAGCCGAAUGGAGCAUAUGCAUCUCUUGUUAAAGUUCAAGAGGCAGCUUCAUUUAAUCUUCUUCCAUCACAUGGGUCUAAUAUAGGGCAAUCUCUCAGUACCAGGUAUUCCCAUGAAGGAAGUAUGAGAUAUUCCCGUGAAUUAUCCCGAACAACAUCAAGAAGUAUAGGCGCUAGUUUUCGCUCCGAUAAAUCACAUAGUAAAUUUGGUGAUGAUGGUGGAGAGAGCAUUGCGACAUUUCCUGUUUCUUCAAAGAGGUUGUAUGCUAUGGUUGGCCCAGACUGGUAUUAUGGAGUUAUUGGGACAAUUUGUCUAUUUAUUGCUGGAGCUCAGAUGCCACUCUUUGCUCUUGGGGUAACUCAGGCCCUCGUAUCUUACUACAUGGACUGGGACACAACACGCCAUGAAAUCAAGAAAAUUUGCUUACUUUUCUGUGGAGGUGCCUUUUUAACUGUAAUUGUUCAUGCCAUUGCCCAUUGUUGCUUUGGGAUCAUGGGGGAGCGGCUUACAUUUCGUGUGAGAGAGAGGAUGUUUUCUGCUAUGCUUAGAAAUGAGAUAGGAUGGUUUGAUGCCAUGGACAACACAAGUUCUAUGCUCGCUUCACGCUUAGAAAGUGAUGCAACUCUUCUGCGAGCAGUAGUUGUUGAUCGCACCAGUAUUCUCAUACAAAAUAUAGGCUUGGUGGUCACUUCAUUCAUCAUCGCUUUUAUCUUAAGUUGGAGGCUUACUCUCGUUGUCAUUGCAACUUAUCCUCUUAUCGUCUGUGGCCACAUCAGCGAGAAACUAUUUAUGAAGGGCUUUGGUGGUGACUUAGAUAGAGCUUAUCUGAAAGCAAAUACAUUUGCUGGUGAGGCUGUGAGUAAUAUUCGAACUGUUGCAGCUUUCUGUUCUGAGGAGAAGGUUCUCGACUUGUAUGCUCGUGAACUUGAAGAACCCUCAAAGCAUUCGUUUUAUCGUGGUCAAGUUGCUGGGAUACUUUAUGGAGUGUCUCAGUUCUUUAUCUUCUCAUCUUAUGCUCUUGCAUUAUGGUAUGGUUCUGUACUGAUGGGAAAGGAGAUUUCCAGCUUUCAGUCAGUCAUGAAGUCUUUUAUGGUUCUGAUUGUAACGGCUUUGGCCAUGGGAGAGACCCUUGCAAUGGCACCAGACCUCCUAAAAGGAAACCAAAUGUUAUCAUCAAUAUUCGAAGUACUUGAUCGCAAGACUGAGAUUUCAAGUGAUGUGGGGGAAGUGUUAACAAAAGUAGAAGGCACAAUUGAGCUCAAGGAUGUAGAGUUCAGCUACCCUUCAAGGCCUGAUGCUUUGAUUUUUAACAAGUUCAGCAUGAGGGUGCGGCCAGGCCAAAGCAUGGCAUUAGUAGGACAGAGUGGUUCUGGUAAAAGCACAGUCAUCUCUCUCAUAUUGAGGUUCUAUGAUCCAACAUCAGGGAAAGUUAUAAUUGAUGGUAAAGACAUCAAGAGACUAAAGCUCAAGUCUCUAAGGAAGCACAUAGGCCUGGUCCAGCAAGAACCAGCACUUUUUGCCACAUCAAUCCACGCAAACAUUCUGUAUGGAAAAGAAGGAGCAUCAGAGGCAGAAGUGAUUGAAGCAGCAAAGGUAGCCAAUGCCCAUAGUUUCAUUAGUGCUCUCCCAGAAGGCUACUUGACCAAGGUAGGAGAGCGAGGCGUGCAGCUCUCUGGAGGACAAAAGCAGAGGGUAGCCAUAGCUCGAGCUGUCCUAAAGAACCCGGAAAUAUUGCUCUUGGAUGAAGCCACUAGUGCACUUGAUGUCGAGUCAGAGCGAAUAGUUCAACAAGCUGUGGACAGGUUGAUGAAAAGCCGGACAUCUGUUAUUGUGGCACAUAGAUUAUCAACCAUUAAAAAUGCAGACCAGAUAUGUGUUUUACAAGAUGGAAAAAUAAUAGAGGAGGGGCCUCAUUCUACACUGGUAGAGAACAAGAAUGGAGCAUAUUAUAAGUUGAUUAAUCUACAACAGCAUCAACAAGAAUAUUAGAAGUUGUCUGGGUAUUGAUAUAUCUAAUUCCAUGUAUAUAUUGUAAUUAUUAAGAGUGUGAUGUUUAUGUGGUAAUCAUAAAUUAUGUUCCUUAGAGGAACACAUGCUCUUUCCUAUUAUUGGAGCUGUGGUUGUUGACAGUUUCAUGGUGAUGGAAGAACAAGAGAUCUGGAUGGCGGUCACUAUGGACAUAAGAGCAGUGGGCAAGUUGUAAUUAGAGUCCAAACAAGCUGAGCUGAGCCUGAGUUUAGAACAUUUCUGCUGGCUUGAGCUCAAUGGAUCUGGUCCUAUAAUCAGGUUGACUGUUUUCCACCCUGAAACAGACCGGGGACACUACUGGGGUGGCCUCAAGUGGCCAUGACAUGUAGGAUAUUGAUGUUUAAGCAGUGAAUAUAUAUGGGAACCUUACUAUGAUGGAUCGAGAAUAGAAUUUGCAUAACCAUUGGACUUGACAUAAAAUAUUUUUGUGGGCUGAAUAUAAACAGGUCUUGCUAAAUACAGUUCUUAAAAGUACUUCACGG
This is a messenger RNA of Cuscuta europaea, 4701 nucleotides long. The record is from the annotation of a GenBank genome assembly. Lineage: Eukaryota; Viridiplantae; Streptophyta; Magnoliopsida; Solanales; Convolvulaceae.